Egretta garzetta (little egret) is the source of this 1448-nucleotide messenger RNA. It is a transcript of the gene SLC35A1, whose product is annotated as solute carrier family 35 member A1. The transcript is spliced from 8 exons. The record is from RefSeq and is a predicted model, not a curated record. Gene Ontology annotation, molecular function: pyrimidine nucleotide-sugar transmembrane transporter activity. Bases 1 to 1005 code for a protein of 334 amino acids. Gene Ontology annotation, biological process: pyrimidine nucleotide-sugar transmembrane transport. Gene Ontology annotation, cellular component: Golgi membrane. Lineage: Eukaryota; Metazoa; Chordata; Aves; Pelecaniformes; Ardeidae.
AUGGAAAAUGUCAGCUUACUGUUCAAGUUGUACUGCCUCACAGUGAUGACCCUGGUUGCUGCAACAUACACGGUUGCAUUGCGGUACACAAGGACAGUGGAGACAGAACUCUACUUUUCAACAACAGCUGUGUGCAUCACUGAAGUUAUCAAGUUGUUCUUGAGCGUGGGCAUCUUGGCUAAAGAAACUGGAAGUUUGGCAAGGUUAAUAACAUCUUUAAAAGAAAAUGUAUUUGGAAGUCCUAUAGAAUUGCUAAAAUUAAGUGUUCCAUCUUUGGUGUAUGCUCUCCAAAACAAUAUGGCGUUUGUGGCUCUUAGCAACUUGGAUGCGGCAGUCUACCAGGUGACAUACCAGCUGAAGAUCCCUUGUACAGCUUUAUGUACAGUCCUAAUGCUAAACCGUACCCUUAGUAAGUUGCAGUGGUUCUCUGUCUUCAUGCUGUGUGGUGGUGUUACCCUUGUUCAGUGGAAGCCUGCUCAGGCUACAAAAGUACAGGUGGAGCAGAAUCCAUGGCUAGGGUUUGGAGCCAUUGCGGUUGCUGUAUUGUGUUCAGGAUUUGCAGGAGUUUAUUUUGAGAAGGUCUUAAAGAGUUCAGAUACUUCCUUGUGGGUGAGGAAUAUUCAGAUGUACUUAUCUGGGAUUGUGGUGACUUUAUUUGGUGUGUAUGUGUCAGAUGGAGCCCAAGUUCUUGAGAAAGGGUUUUUCUAUGGCUACACAUACUACGUCUGGUUUGUCGUCUUCCUCGCCAGCGUAGGUGGCCUCUACACUUCGGUCGUUGUUAAGUACACGGAUAACAUUAUGAAAGGCUUUUCUGCAGCGGCAGCCAUUGUUCUUUCUACCGUGGCAUCAGUCAUCCUCUUUGGCCUCCAGAUAACCGUUACCUUCUCCCUGGGUGCUCUCCUGGUGUGUAUUUCUAUUUACCUCUAUGGAUUACCUCGACAAGACACCACAAAAAUCCAGCCAUCGGAGACUAAGAGCUCAAAAGAGAGACUCGCUACUGUGUGACGUUGUCCAUCAAAAUGGACAGACAGACAGGAGAAAAAACAGACUGUAAAAAAAAACCCCUGCAUUUUUAAAAAAAAAUUAGCCUUAAGCUAGUCAUGAAACAGUUUAAGUGGGAUAGACUAAAAGCAGAAGUUCUGUCUUACGUGUGAAGUUUCCAGUGGCUGGCGCUGAGGCUACGUUACAGCUGAGGAGCUGGAUGAGUAUUUUACUGAAGGUGUUCUUCAUUCACAUCGAACAAUGAAGAGUCCCGUUGACAAGGAAAGCAGAAUGAAGGAACUGAACACUCAAUUGUAUAUAAUGUAUAUAAUGGAGGGAAAAUGGUUCUUUGUGUAUUUGAUAAACUGUCUUGCCUUUUGAGGGCAGAAAUGCCCCAAAGCUUCAUAAAAAUCUAUUAAAAAGAGCAAUUACUGCCAGCAUUUUGUCUUAAAACUAGUUGGCAAUUG